UGGAACAUUAUGGCGAUAGCUUGUUGAUGAGUGAGGUGAGGCAUUAGCGUCAUCAAGCAGGUCCAAUACUGGGGCAUUUCUCAGUUGCAGCCUCACCUCAUUCUCAUCUCUUCAACUUCAACUUCAACUUCACACACAACAACACAAAAUGACCGACAAACAAGAAACAAACCUCGCUCCUCCAGACUUCAACUUCACUUUCGACGAGUCCGUCGCAGAAUGGAACGUCAAUCACCGCGAGUGGCUCAAAACCCACGACAAGACAUGGGACUCCCUCGCAACAGGCGCCCUCGUCUUCGACACCUCCAACCGCAUUCUCCUUCUUCAAAGAGCACCAGACGAUAGUAUGCCAAAUAGAUGGGAGAUUCCAGGCGGUGCUUGUGAUGACGAAGAUGAAACUGUUCUGUACGGUUGUGCGCGCGAGCUUUGGGAGGAGGCAGGUCUGAGACUGCGACACAUUCGACGUGUUAUUCCUGAUGGGGCAAAUGGAAAACCUGGAGCUGUGUUUACGAAUAGAACUGGGAAGAGGUUCUUUUGCAAGUUUAGCUUUGAGGUUGAUGUUGAGGAUACGGCGGAGGUCAAGUUGGAUCCGAAGGAGCAUCAGGAUUAUGUUUGGGCGACGGAGGAGGAGGUCAAGGGGCAGAGGAUGAGGGAGAGGGAGAUUCCACUGACGAAUGGAUUAAUGGUGAGGUUGAUCGAGAAGGGGUUUGCCAAGAGGAGAGACGACAAGGGGGCAUGAUGAUAUGAUACGUUGCUCUUCUGUAUGUUCUGAGAGGCUCUUUCGUUGUUCAGUGAUUAGGGUUCAUAUUAUUAUUAGAGUAAAGUAACGUCUCAGUACAAUUUUGAAACUCCUUGAUACC
Molecule: messenger RNA, 860 nt
Organism: Fusarium redolens
Lineage: Eukaryota; Fungi; Ascomycota; Sordariomycetes; Hypocreales; Nectriaceae
Product: NUDIX hydrolase domain-like protein
Exons: 1
Coding region: 149-739 (196 amino acids)
Source: RefSeq, a predicted model, not a curated record